This is a messenger RNA of Tarenaya hassleriana, 1845 nucleotides long. Its product is annotated as protein DETOXIFICATION 46, chloroplastic. Bases 1 to 1671 code for a protein of 556 amino acids. The record is from RefSeq and is a predicted model, not a curated record. Gene Ontology annotation, molecular function: xenobiotic transmembrane transporter activity; antiporter activity. Gene Ontology annotation, cellular component: membrane. Gene Ontology annotation, biological process: transmembrane transport. NCBI's taxonomy places the organism in Eukaryota, Viridiplantae, Streptophyta, Magnoliopsida, Brassicales, Cleomaceae. The transcript has 14 exons.
AUGCAAGUUCAAACCAGAACCCCAACUCUAACGUUAUCUUCCAUUUCUUCUCUGCAAAACCCUAACCCCAAGCUCCCAUUCCGAUCUUCAAUCAGCUUUCGCCAAUGGAACUCGCCGUUUCUGAGCUUCCGGAGCUCUGCUUCCGCUGCAAAGUUCCCCCCGUUGAACCGGUUCGUCAGAAACUGCGCAACUCCGAAUCAAGAACUUGUUGUUCUUGACGGAGGCAGCGAGAACGGAACGAUUUCUCCGCCGAGCGAAGUGAUGGCUGCAGAAGCUGAAGCAGAUGGGGUCAAGGCGGACGAUUUGGCGAAUCAGAGUAUUUGGGGUCAGAUGAAGGAGAUCGUCAUGUUCACCGGUCCCGCGGCGGGGCUAUGGCUCUGUGGCCCGUUGAUGAGUCUCAUUGACACGGCGGUGAUCGGCCAAGGGAGCUCCAUCGAACUCGCCGCUUUAGGUCCUGGAACAGUAAUAUGUGAUUAUAUGUGCUAUACAUUCAUGUUCCUCUCAGUUGCGACUUCAAAUCUCGUUGCCACCUCUCUUGCUCGGCAGGAUAAAGAUGACGUUCAGCAUCAAAUAUCCACCUUGCUUUUCAUUGGGUUGGCUUGUGGAUGUGCGAUGUUCCUGUUUACAAGGCUGUUUGGUCCCUGGGCACUAACUGCUUUUACUGGGGGAAAGAAUGUCGAUAUUGUGCCAGCAGCAAACACAUAUGUCCAGAUUAGAGGUUUUGCAUGGCCAGCUGUUCUCAUUGGAUGGGUUGCUCAAAGUGCAAGCCUGGGUAUGAAAGACUCUUGGGGGCCUCUAAAGGCACUGGCAGUUGCUAGCAUAAUAAAUGGUGUUGGUGAUGUGGUCUUGUGCACCUUUCUAGGAUAUGGCAUAGCAGGCGCAGCUUGGGCAACAAUGGUGUCACAAGUUGUUGCAGCUUAUAUGAUGAUGGAUGCUUUAAACAAGAAAGGAUACAACGCAUUUUUGCUCCGCAUACCUUCUCCAAAUGAGCUUCUAACAAUAUUCGGGCUGGCUGCCCCUGUUUUUGUAACUAUGAUGUCGAAGGUUGCUUUCUAUACGCUCCUUGUAUACUUCGCAACUUCAAUGGGCACCACAGUCGUAGCUGCUCAUCAGGUUAUGCUACAAACAUAUACAAUGUGCACUGUGUGGGGGGAACCUCUCUCUCAGACCGCACAGUCCUUUAUGCCGGAGUUGUUGUACGGGAUCAACCGCAACUUGCCUAAGGCCAGAAUGCUGCUGAAGUCACUUUUCAUAAUCGGAGCUACACUGGGUCUUGUAAUUGGAGCCGUUGGGACUGCGGUUCCUUGGCUGUUCCCUGGCAUCUUCACACACGACAAGGUUGUCGUAAAUGAGAUGCACAAGGUCAUUAUACCGUAUUUUCUAGCUUUAUUCAUGACACCGAGUACCCACAGUCUUGAAGGCACCUUGCUGGCUGGAAGAGAUCUCAAAUUUAUUAGCUUAUCUAUGACCGGAUGCUUGGCUGCAGCUGGACUUGUACUUGUGCUUCUGAGCAAUGGUGGAUUUGGCUUGCGUGGCUGCUGGUUCGCCCUUGUGGGAUUCCAAUGGGCUCGAUUUUCCCUAGCCCUUCAACGGCUUCUACAACGAGACGGUAUACUUUACUCAGAAGACACAAGUAGAUACGCAGUCGGAGAGAAAGUGAAAGCUGCUUAGCUACGAGAGUCAAAUUUACACCAAGAAGGAAACCGCCAUGGAUCAUAUCCUUAUAGAUUCCUCACUAGAACAGAUAAAAGAUUCGAUUCAAUUAAAUAUAGAUCCAACUGUAUUGUAAUCCAUAUUCUUGUUGAAUGAGAAAACGCCUUUGGACAAAUGAAAAUGCUUAGCAGA